Osmia lignaria (orchard mason bee) is the source of this 2434-nucleotide messenger RNA. It is a transcript of the gene CPR27, whose product is annotated as cuticular protein 27. Gene Ontology annotation, molecular function: structural constituent of chitin-based larval cuticle. The record is from RefSeq and is a predicted model, not a curated record. NCBI's taxonomy places the organism in Eukaryota, Metazoa, Arthropoda, Insecta, Hymenoptera, Megachilidae. Gene Ontology annotation, cellular component: chitin-based extracellular matrix.
UGAGGCGGUGGUCGGGCCCAUGGGCGGGCCCCGCCGCUCCCGAUGGGAGCCUAUAUAAGUUGACUCGCGGCCGUGGAAACGUGACUCUAUAAUACAGAAUCGCGUUUGCUUCACCAACGACGAGACAUGCAUCUUCCUGUGCUGUGUCUCUUGUUUUGCGUUGGCCUUGCAUUCGCCCAGCACAAUCAAUACGUGACCACGCCGGUGCCCAUUUUGAAGCAAAUAAACAAACACAACGAAGAUGGCAGCUAUAGUUAUGGAUACGAGGCAGCUGAUGGUUCUUACAAAAUAGAAUCGAAAUAUCCAAGUGGCGAAGUGUAUGGAAAAUAUGGAUUCGUUGAUGAUACUGGAAGUAUUCGAGAGGUCGAAUAUGGAGCAUCCCGACGUGGUUUCGAGCCAGCUGGUCCCGGAAUAAACGUACCUCCACCGACCCUGACCGGUAAUAGCAUUGCUAAUCCCAAUGCGCCUGACGACGAUGGUCAAUACAGGGAAGAUCCUUCUGUUUACUAUACCGAUCCUCGGUAUACUAAUGGAGAACGUUACGAACCGAUUCCUCGUCAACCCUUGGCCUACAAUCCACCGAAACCAAUUCCAGCACCGAUUUAUAAUCCACCCAGACCACCCCCACAGGUGCAAUAUCAACCAAAGCCACAAUACCAGCCACAAUACCAACCACAAUACCGAUCACAAUAUCAACCGCAAUAUCAGGGCCAACAACAGUCUUCCUAUCCUAGCUCACCGAUUCAAAGCGGAGUGCAAGGUCGUCCAGCACCCAACGUGGAUCCCAAUGCUGGCUUAGCUUCUUACACGGUUAAUUACAGGCGAUAGGGAUCACUUUGAUCCCGCCACAAUGUGUAAAUAUUGCGUUAUUUAUAAUGAUUUCCGGGACGCGUUGCAUAGAUCGUAGUUAGAGCCAGUUGUCACCUUUUAAUUAGACCCUGACAAUGAGUCUUUUUGCAAAAGUGUAUUUAAAGUGUUACUGUUUUUCUUUUUUCUUAGGAAAAGUUAAUAUUUGAAGGGCGUUUUUUAUAUUAUAAAAUAUUUUAAAUACUUCACGUUUUAUUUUCAAAUUUAUAAACUAUUCUUCCCUUACAAAUUGUUUCACAUUUGUAUCACGUCCUUUAAAUAUUAACCAAUUAGAAAUAUUUUUUGUUGAUCAAUUUUAUGCACUAAGAACAUUUCAUUCCAUUAUUGUUUCAGCUUCAUAUAGAUAAUGGUACUAUAAUUAAGAAACUUCUAUGAUAAGAUCUUAGCAGUCUAUGUUCUCGGUAAUUCUAAUAGUUUUUCUAUUUAGAACACAUUGUGACAUCAUAUACGAUUCCUCUGCAAAAUUCUACCUCCUUUUCAUCCCUCUACCUCUUCUCUUACCAGUUCUCUUUAUUUACUCUUCUACCUCUUGAGACUUCAUAAUUUAGUAAUCUAAUUACAUGUACACUUUUCACAGUUUACAUUAGCAUUACACGUUUCGAAUACUCUUAUGUUCCGUGUAAUUAUCUUGUGAUAAAAUCGUAUUUUGCACUCUAUCGUGGCUGCAUCCCCUGUUUAAACAUAUGCACUACAUCUUCAAGGUAAAAUAUAAUAAUGUGUAAACAUGUAACAUUAAAAAGCAACGUCCAUUUUUGUGUUACAAGUAUUUAUUAAUUUGGAAGAAUUUAUCUAACGUUAUUAUCAAAAUUAAUCCUUCAGCAUCAUUUUCUUCAUCCUUUAUUAGAACCUGGCGACCAUAGCUAUCAAUGUUCCAAAAUUUCUCAAAAAUAAAAUAAUUGCGACCAUCAUCGAACGUAAAAAAUAAACGAUCGUUAAAAUCUAUAUAAUACACAGAAAUUUAUAAUUGAUACACUUCAAAGGUGCAUUACACCUUCCAGAUAAAAAUCCAAAACAGAAUAUCGAUCGACGACCACCUUUUGCCUGGUAUGCGCACACAAAAUGGAAUCCUGUUCUUAUUAAUCAUAACUGCGAAUGAAAUGUGAACUUGACACGUCGCUAAAAAAAUCGCGAUAUUGGAAUAGCUUUGAACGGCCUUCGAAUAAUAUCGAGAGACGGCUGUAAACGACCCGUUCAUCGUCCUACGUAGGCGAUCCACCUUCGAGGAUCGCUGUUAUCCUCGCGAGAUUCCUGCUCGAUGAACAACAUAUUGCAGGACAUUUACAUUCCAUUUCAGUCACUUCCUUUUCAUAACGAUUUACGAGAACAAUGAAUGCAUUGCGUAGGCUAACCGACUAUCUUCAAACAUUUUUUCGAUUGUGAUGAAUGGUAUGAUGAUAGGGUUGUAAUCCAAUGGACAUUUAUGAAUCGAGGUUCUCUAAGCAAUUUAAAUGCCUGAAUAAAAAGGGGAUGCAGUUGCGUUUGUUAUUCAUGUAACUUCAAUUUAUCUAUUGUAUUCAUUGUUUUGUGGUAAUUUAGCGUAUUGGAUAAUAAAGUAUUUAUGCAGAAA